Molecule: messenger RNA, 2462 nt
Organism: Bactrocera neohumeralis
Lineage: Eukaryota; Metazoa; Arthropoda; Insecta; Diptera; Tephritidae
Gene: Hexo1
Product: chitooligosaccharidolytic beta-N-acetylglucosaminidase
Exons: 3
Coding region: 309-2129 (606 amino acids)
Biological process (GO): ganglioside catabolic process; carbohydrate metabolic process; glycosaminoglycan metabolic process
Cellular component (GO): membrane
Molecular function (GO): beta-N-acetylhexosaminidase activity
Source: RefSeq, a predicted model, not a curated record
AUCCCCGAGUGUGUUUGUACCGCAGCGGCAAUUAGCCAAAAACCAGCCAAACAAGCUGCUGUGUAUUGUUAUCGCUUUAGUUGUGUUUCCACUUCAGUCACAUUGCAUUGUUCAAGUGUGGGUGAAUUUAGUUUUCUUUGUUGUGUUGUUCACUCGUUUUUUGUUUUGUCUGAUGUUAAAAGUGCCACAAGCAAUUGCCAUAUUUAAAUUGGCUCACACAUUUGCAGUCAUUUCACGCGUAAACGUCGCCGAGACCUGGUCGAAAACUUUGUAACUGUGCAUUCAUUAACCAAGCCAACAAAUCGAAUAUGAAGGUGUUGGCACCGCUAUUGGUGGUACUUGCCUUGAGUGUGCAACGCUCCUGUUCGGCGGGCGAUGAUCUUAUAUACGGUUACGAGUGUCAGCAGAGUAGAUGUGUGAAAGUUGAGCUAGAUGCGCAGAACUUCCAGAAGGCCAUAAGUCUGCCAGUGUGUCGGCUGUUCUGUAGCGAUGGUGUGCCCGGCACCAUUUGGCCACGUCCAAGUGGACUUGUUAAUUUCGACAAUUACAUGUUAACAGUUGAUCCAGAAAACAUACAAUUUAUUUUGCCCACCUUAAGCAAGCAAGCACAUCUUUGGGCUGCCAGCAAGGAGCGUUUCAUGCAAAUGCUUUACGCAGGCGUGCCGAAUAAGAAUGUAUUAAGGAAAGGUGGUCGUCCAUUAAUUGUGACAGUGGAAUUGCAAUCAACUCUGGAUGAUGUUGUGCCUAAGCUAACUUUAGACACAGACGAAAGUUAUACGCUACAAAUUAGCUCAAGCAAUAAUAGUGCGGCCACGGCUACAAUUACAGCAAGCAAUUACUUCGGCGCUCGUCACGGCCUGGAGACGUUAUCGCAAGUACUUAUUUACGACGAUAUUAGACGUGAGUUACAGAUAUUGGCUCGUGCUGAUAUUGAUGAUAAACCAGCGUUCAAGUGGCGCGGUUUGCUUUUAGAUACAUCGCGUAAUUUCUUCAGCGUGAAGUCAAUAAAACGUACGCUAGAUGCAAUGGCCUUGGUGAAAUUGAACACAUUCCACUGGCACAUCACUGAUUCGCACAGCUUUCCACUGGAAGUUAAAUCACAACCUGAACUAUAUAAAUUAGGCGCCUAUUCACCACGUAAGGUUUAUAGUCAUGAAGAUAUUGCAGAUAUUGUGGAAUAUGGACGUGUGCGUGGCAUACGUGUGAUGCCGGAAUUCGAUGCACCGGCGCAUGUCGGUGAGGGCUGGCAACAUAAGGAUAUGAUUGCUUGUUUCAAUGCGCAGCCAUGGAAAAAUUAUUGCGUGGAGCCACCGUGUGGUCAAUUCGAUCCCACCGUUGAAGAUUUAUAUCCCAUUUUAGAGGAUAUAUAUCGUGAAAUGUUCGAACUCUUCGAUCCGGAUGUAUUUCAUAUGGGUGGUGAUGAAGUAUCUGUUGAUUGUUGGAAUAGUAGCAAGCGCAUUCAAGACUGGAUGCUUCAGAAGGGUUGGGGCUUAAAAGAAUCUGAUUUUAUACGUCUCUGGGGACAUUUUCAAACAGAAGCGCUAAACCGCGUCGAUACAAUUGCACACUCGCAACAACCCUCCAUCACACUGUGGACUAGUCGUCUCACUGAUGUACCGUACAUCGAUGAUUACUUGGAUAAAGAACGCUACAACAUACAAAUAUGGACUACGGGAGGUGACAGCAAAAUUAAAGACAUUCUAAAACGUGGUUAUCGCAUUAUAAUAUCAAAUUAUGAUGCGCUCUAUUUCGAUUGUGGCGGUCCUGGUUGGGUGCAGGGUGGCAACAAUUGGUGUUCACCAUAUAUUGGCUGGCAGAAGGUGUAUGACAACGAUUUGGACAACAUUGCUGGCGAUUACAAGUCUCAAGUUUUGGGCGCAGAGGCAGCUAUUUGGUCGGAGCAAAUUGACGAGCACACUUUGGAUUCACGUUUCUGGCCACGAGCAAGUGCUUUGGCGGAGCGUUUGUGGUCGAAUCCGAAACAGUCUUGGCGUUCGGCAGAAGCGCGUAUGCUCUAUCAUCGACAACGUUUGUCAGAAUUGGAUAUUGGUGCGGAAUCAAUGCAACCGGAGUGGUGCUUACAGAACGAAAACCAAUGUCCCAUAGAUGCUUACGAUCAAAAAUUUUGAAUCUGAAAGUAGUACUCAUCUUGCUUGUGUUCGCAAUAAUACUGAUUUUAGGUCUGUUUGAUGUAGAAUAUCCAACAGCAAAUCGGAAUGUUUUCGGAGAAAUGUCAACUUUUCGCAUGCAGAGAAAAGUAUCUAAAAGGUUCAAAGAACAGAAAGUCUAGCUGAUUAUUUGGGUUAUAUUACACGGUACAUUCUAAGAAACGUAAUUUAUACACUAGACGGUUUUAGAUAUUAUAUAGCAAACAUACCUAUUAUCUUACUUGUAACUGUAAUACAUAUUUUUGAAAUGUAUAUGCGAGAGUUGUUAAUAAAAAUGACGGUUUUUGAAUAGAA